CUGGGUUAGCUCGUCUGUGUUAUCGUUGUUUAUCAAUCGUGUGACCUUAGAGAGAUAUUUUCGUUUUUGACAGUUGUAGUUUAAUGAGAGUUUAAAAGGAAAUAUUAGCCAGAAGUAGAAUGGAGGUAUCAGGCAAGAAACUUUCUGAUCAAGACCAUACCUACUGCCAGCCAUGUUGUGAAGAAGGGGAAAACAUCCUGGCUGAUGCCUUCUGCACCAUAUGCAAGGAGUUCCUGUGUUCAACUUGUGAAAACGAACACAGAAUAUUAAAGGCUACCAAAAGACAUACCCUCAUGGACAUGAGCUACAUGCCAACAUCGAUGACGGACGAGAUAUAUCAAGAGGACAACAAUGUGCCAUGCGAAAUCCAUCCCAAGGAAUUUAUCAAAUACUUCUGUCCCGCCCAUGAGACAGUCAACUGCGGACAUUGCCUAGCAUUUGAGCAUCGGUCAUGCAAGAUAAACCUCGUUUCCGAUAUAUCGGACUCUUUCAAAACUAGUCAAGAUUAUGGUGACAUCAAAAACUCCAUUGCCAGGCUACUCAAAUGCGUUAAUGAUUGUGUAAGAGACAUUAAAAGCAACAUCAAAAUGGUAUUGAAGAUAGGCGAAGACGAGGUUAAAAAGCUUAUAGAAUAUCGAGAAAACGUCAACAACUACUUUGAUGAAAGGGAAAAAUCCCUUCUUGAGAUCAUAGAGCAAGUGAAAGAUAUGGACAAAACAAGACUGGAAUCUCUUAAACCAAAAUGUGAUAGCAUUAAGGCUCAGUUAGACAAAAUGAAGUGUAAGCUUGAUGAACAGGAGAGAAACAGUGUCAACUUGUUUAUUGAAGCGAAGAAAGUCAGGAAACAGAUUGAAUGCCUAGAAGCGGCCUUGAAUGAUAUCAGCAAGGAGAACAAAGUCCAACGGUACGAAUUUUUAAAGCACACGGCCACUGAGAACUUGAUUGCAGCAAGCAGCGGUCUAGGCAUAGUCCGUAAAGAUCAGACGCUUGCAGCAAGCAGCGGUCUUGGCAAAGUCAGUAAAGGUCAGAAAACAGGAAAGCAGACGGUACCCAUUGAUCUGACAAGCCUAUGGUUCACCGCAGCUCAAGGCAUUCCAGUCAGUGAUCCAAAUGACACCAAAGAAUGUCGGAUGACAUGCAUGCUCCUCCUACCUGAAUCCAUGAUGCUUCUGGCUGACUACAAUAAUAGCACAGUACAUUUGGUGGACCUUCAUACUUUCUCCAUGAUAUCCCAAGUCAAGCUGGCAGGUAAAUCGUGGGGUAUGUGUGUUCUCCCUGGGUAUCGUGUAGCUGUUUGUUUACACGAUAAAAGUAGUGUUGUUUUCUUAGAUGCUCGAGGACGACUGUCCGAAGCAACCAGCAUUGAAUUAUAUAGAAAAUGUUAUGACAUCGUGUACCACACCGAACAGCUAGUUGUCUCUUUUGAAAGAGGGAGGAUCGUGAAAAUGGAUAUGAAAGGCAAUACUAUCAAACAAAUAGACAAUGAUAAUGGACAAGCACUGUUUAGAAGUUGCCUUAAUAUGACACUUAUGGGUGAUGGUCAAAAGGCUGCUAUUCUUGUGUCAGACUUCUACAAACACACAAUCACCAAGCUAGACAUUGACUUAAAUAUGCUCCAGACAUUCAAGGAUCCUGCAAUGCAAAACGCGACAGGUCUCACUGUAGUUGGGAAUAAAUUGCUUAUAUGCAGUUAUGGUACUCACAAAAUUUUGCGCCUUGACUUGUCCAGUGGCAAAAUUAUCGAACUGUUGGGAGAAAGCGAUGGUAUACAACACCCAUACAGAGCCGUCUACAGCACAGAACAAAACAAACUGUACAUCACCAGCUACAUAUCAGGAAAAAAUGACGUGGACAACAAUGUACACGUGUACAAGGUAAAAUGAACUGAUAUGAAUGGUAAGUGUUAAGACAAAAACGGCAAUCAUUUACUCACCAAAUAUAUUCAGUGAUUUAUGAUCUGCAAUGAAUCGUGGAUAUAUAAUUGACAUUAUGUUAAAAAAUAAACGUGCGAAUUUAAGUGGACAUUUUGUAUCUUAUAAAGUGUAUAAUUAACCGAUGUAUUAUUGUUCUUAUUUAAAUGAAUAUUGUUUACAAACUUUCGUUUUAAGUUAUUUUCGGACAAAAAAACUGUAUCAAACUUAAAACCGUUAAAAUAUUUCAUACUAACAUUUUUAAAACACAUUGAGAAAAAACCUUAAAAACAUCAGAAUAUAAAUGAUAGUAAACAUUUGUGAAUUGCGUAGUUGUGUUUAACAUAACUAACAUGUAUUAUUAUUUAUUAUUUGCUUUUUAUGCCUUGUUGAAUAUCGUUUUUGAUGAAAUUGUAAUAAUAGUGUAUACAUGUGCGAAUUGUGUAAAGCUGAAUGUCAUUUUGAUUUGAUACAGAAGGCCAUAUUGAGUAUAUGAUGAUUUUUAGUUGACACUGUAAGUAUGUCAUACUGUGUUACCUUCUUAAAAAUAAUGACGUUAUUAAUAUAUUAUUAGUAUUACUAUGUUUGCCAAGAAAGGCAAAAGGUCAGGUUUCACAAAACAGAACAAGCAAAACACAUUUGGCUAUUUUAUCGCACUGUUAUUAUAACUGUCUUAUUGUAAAUAAGGGUUUCAAACGUUACAAUCUUUUCUCUUAGAUUAAUCGUCAAAUCGACCGCUGUGCCCUGGUAACUAUUUGUAAAAUUGUGACAUUGCAGUUGUAAAAAGUAAAAAUGCAUCUUUUACGUAAUAUUUAUUUAAUAAAUUUGUCAGUGCGUUUUAAAGGUAAAUGCUAGAAAGCAGUUCGCUAACUUAAGAAGCUUUCGCCCUGCUGGGCAGUCUUCUUCAGUUCUCAGCGUUCAAUGAGGUCUAAGCCGCGGACCCAUAACCAAAGGACGUUUCGUCCCGUGUGGCACCGAGGGAAACUCGGACAACGGUUGUGCUGCAAGCGCCCCAGGACACAACACUCGGCUAGCCCGGGCGUUGCCAUUAAGCGUCUCCACUCUUAUCGUGUGGGUUUUUUUUCCAUUUGGGGUUGGCAAUAAUUCAUCGUUCACAAAAUAUGUACAUAAAUAUGAUUUUUUUUAAUUGUAAGAGUAUUAACAAAACCUACGUACGAGGCAAAACUAAGUCAACACCUUUGGUAAAGAUACAUCAAAGAUGCACUAUUACUCCCAAAUAAGAUAUUCCACAAUUAAUUCAAUUGUUUUAAUAUCAAAAGUAUGAAUAAAUCUCGGAAACAAUAGCUCUAAAGGAUACCAAUUUCAUUUGAAAAAAAGAUGCAUAAUACAUGGUAUUUUACCUGAUGAAACGAUAGUAGAUCAUAGAAAAUAUUUUAGCACUCACCAUUCAUUUAACAUUUUUGCGUUUUCAUCUAUUAAAUACACGGUUACAAUCUUGUUAUCAGUAAUUAAUAUUUUCCAUAAAUGAUUCAUUUGUAAGAAGUUGAAGGUUUACACUGACUUUGUGUAAGUUAUACAUUGGUCACUUUCAAACCGAUGUUCUUGUAACAUGAUUAUUUUGC
Messenger RNA from Mya arenaria, 3493 nucleotides. RefSeq lists its product as uncharacterized. The transcript has 3 exons. Lineage: Eukaryota; Metazoa; Mollusca; Bivalvia; Myida; Myidae. Gene Ontology annotation, molecular function: zinc ion binding. The coding region runs from base 120 to 1883 and encodes 587 amino acids. The record is from RefSeq and is a predicted model, not a curated record.